Acinonyx jubatus (cheetah) is the source of this 11536-nucleotide messenger RNA. It is a transcript of the gene BPTF, whose product is annotated as bromodomain PHD finger transcription factor. The record is from RefSeq and is a predicted model, not a curated record. Gene Ontology annotation, cellular component: NURF complex. Gene Ontology annotation, biological process: regulation of transcription by RNA polymerase II. The coding region runs from base 216 to 9752 and encodes 3178 amino acids. The transcript has 32 exons. Gene Ontology annotation, molecular function: RNA polymerase II cis-regulatory region sequence-specific DNA binding. Lineage: Eukaryota; Metazoa; Chordata; Mammalia; Carnivora; Felidae.
GCGAGAGGGAAGAAACAAGAUGGCGGCUGAAGGCGAUCCGGAGUGGGGCCCCAGCAAUUCGGAUUGAGCCUUCUCCCUCCACCCGCUUCCGCCGGCCGGGCCCCUCCCGCCCGGCCCCGCGGGCCUCCCCACCCGGCCCCGGCGCCCCCCACCGCCACCCCUCCGCCCGCCCCUCCCCCCUCCGCUUUCCCUUCUCCCCCCGCCUCGGCUCCGACAUGAGGGGCCGGCGGGGCAGGCCGCCCAAGCAGCCCGCGGCUCCCGCUGCGGAGCGCUGCACCCCGGCCCCGCCGCCGCCGCCGCCGCCUCCGCCCACGUCCGGACCCAUCGGGGGGCUCCGCUCGCGGCACCGCGGCAGCAGCCGGGGCAGGUGGGCCGCCGCCCAGGCUGAGGUGGCGCCCAAGACGCGGCUGAGCUCGCCCAGGGGGGGCAGCAGUAGCCGGAGGAAGCCGCCGCCGCCGCCGCCGCCGCCGCCGGCCCCCCCCAGCACCAGCGCCCCGGGCCGGGGGGGGCGAGGAGGCGGGGGCGGCAGGACGGGGGGCGGGGGCGGCGGCGGCCACCUGGCCCGGACCACCCCGGCCCGGAGGGCCGUCAACAAAGUGGUGUACGAUGACCACGAGAGCGAAGAGGAGGAGGAGGAGGAGGAGGACAUGGUCUCCGAGGAGGAGGAGGAGGAGGAGGAGGACGGCGACGCCGAGGAGACCCAAGAUUCCGAGGACGACGAGGAGGAUGAGAUGGAGGAGGACGACGAUGAUUCCGAUUAUCCGGAGGAGAUGGAAGACGACGACGACGACGCCAGUUACUGCACGGAAAGCAGCUUCAGGAGCCAUAGCACCUAUAGCAGCACUCCAGGUAGGCGAAAACCGAGAGUACAUCGGCCUCGUUCUCCGAUAUUGGAAGAAAAAGACAUCCCGCCCCUUGAAUUUCCCAAGUCCUCUGAGGAUUUAAUGGUGCCUAAUGAGCAUAUAAUGAAUGUCAUUGCCAUUUAUGAGGUACUGCGGAACUUUGGCACCGUUUUAAGGUUGUCUCCUUUUCGCUUUGAGGACUUCUGCGCGGCUCUGGUGAGUCAGGAGCAGUGCACGCUUAUGGCGGAAAUGCACGUCGUGCUCUUGAAAGCGGUUUUGCGCGAAGAGGACACUUCCAAUACUACCUUCGGACCUGCUGAUCUGAAAGACAGCGUUAAUUCCACGCUCUAUUUCAUCGACGGGAUGACGUGGCCGGAGGUGCUGCGGGUGUACUGUGAGAGCGAUAAGGAGUACCAUCACGUUCUUCCUUACCAAGAAGCAGAGGACUAUCCCUAUGGACCAGUAGAGAACAAGAUCAAAGUUCUGCAGUUCUUAGUCGAUCAGUUUCUUACCACCAACAUUGCGCGGGAGGAGUUGAUGUCUGAAGGGGUGAUCCAGUAUGACGACCACUGUCGGGUUUGCCACAAACUUGGGGAUUUGCUUUGCUGCGAGACGUGCUCGGCUGUGUACCAUUUGGAAUGUGUGAAGCCGCCUCUCGAGGAGGUGCCGGAGGACGAGUGGCAGUGUGAAGUCUGCGUAGCGCAUAAGGUGCCUGGUGUGACCGACUGUGUCGCCGAAAUCCAAAAAAACAAACCGUACAUUCGACACGAACCUAUUGGCUAUGACCGAAGUCGAAGGAAAUACUGGUUCCUAAACCGGAGACUCAUAAUAGAAGAAGAUACAGAAAAUGAAAAUGAGAAGAAAAUUUGGUACUACAGCACAAAGGUCCAACUUGCAGAAUUAAUUGACUGUCUAGAUAAAGAUUACUGGGAAGCAGAACUCUGCAAAAUCCUGGAAGAAAUGCGUGAAGAAAUCCACCGACACAUGGACAUAACUGAAGACUUGACCAAUAAGGCUCGGGGCAGUAACAAAUCCUUUUUGGCGGCAGCUAAUGAAGAAAUUUUGGAAUCCAUAAGAGCCAAAAAAGGAGACAUUGAUAUUGUUAAAAGCCCAGAAGAAAUAGAAAAGGACAAGAAUGAGACUGAGAAUAAUAACUCCAAAGAUGCUGAGAAAAGCAGAGAGGAGUUUGAAGACCAGUCCCUUGAAAAAGAUGGUGAUGACAAAGCACCAGAUGAUGAUCCUGAGCAAGGAAAAUCCGAGGAGCCAACAGAAGUUGGGGAUAAAGGUAACUCUGUGUCAGCAAAUCUUGGCGACAACACAACAAAUGCUUCUCCAGAAGAGACUAGUCCCUCUGAAGGGAGGAGUCCCGUGGGGUGUCUCUCAGAAACCCAUGAUAGCAGCAACAUGGCAGAGAAGAAGGUGGCAUCUGAGCUCCCCCAGGACGUGCCAGAAGACCCUAACAAGACCUGUGACAGCAGUAACACUAGUGCUACCACUACCUCCAUCCAGCCUAAUCUGGAAAACAGUAACAGCAGCAGUGAACUAAAUUCUUCCCAGAGCGAAUCUGCUAAGGCAGCUGAUGAGCCUGAAAAUGGAGAAAGAGAGUCUCAUACACCUGUCUCUAUUCAAGAAGAGAUAGGUGAUUUCAAAUCAGAGAAGUCUAAUGGAGAAAUAAGUGAGUCUCCUGGAGCUGGAAGAGGGACAUCUGGGUCAACUCGAAUUAUCACCAGAUUACGGAAUCCAGACAGCAAGCUGAGUCAGCUGAAGAGCCAACAGGUGGCUGCUGCAGCCCAUGAAGCGAAUAAAUUAUUUAAGGAGGGCAAAGAGGUACUGGUAGUUAACUCUCAAGGAGAAAUUUCACGGUUGAGCACCAAAAAGGAAGUGGUCAUGAAAGGAAAUAUCAACAAUUAUUUUAAGUUGGGUCAAGAAGGGAAGUAUCGAGUCUACCACAAUCAGUACUCCACCAAUUCAUUUGCUUUGAAUAAGCACCAGCACAGAGAAGAUCAUGAUAAGAGAAGGCAUCUUGCACAUAAAUUCUGUCUGACUCCAGCAGGAGAGUUCAAAUGGAAUGGUUCUGUCCAUGGGUCCAAAGUUCUUACCAUAUCUACACUGAGGCUGACUAUCACCCAACUGGAAAACAAUAUCCCUUCAUCCUUUCUUCAUCCAAAUUGGGCUUCACACAGGGCGAAUUGGAUCAAGGCAGUUCAGAUGUGUAGCAAACCCAGAGAAUUUGCAUUGGCUUUAGCUAUUUUGGAGUGUGCGGUUAAGCCUGUUGUGAUGCUGCCAAUAUGGCGAGAAUCUUUAGGACACACCAGGUUACACAGAAUGACAUCAAUUGAAAGAGAAGAAAAGGAGAAAGUCAAGAAAAAAGAGAAAAAACAAGAAGAGGAAGAAACGAUGCAACAAGCCACGUGGGUAAAAUAUACAUUUCCAGUUAAACAUCAGGUUUGGAAACAAAAAGGAGAGGAAUACAGAGUUACGGGAUAUGGUGGUUGGAGCUGGAUUAGUAAAACUCAUGUUUAUAGGUUUGUUCCUAAAUUGCCAGGCAAUACUAAUGUGAAUUACAGAAAGUCAUUAGAAGGAACCAAAAAUAAUGUGGAUGAAAAUAUGGAUGAAUCAGAUAGAAGAAAAAGUCCACGAAGUCCAAAAAAAAUAAAAACAGAGCCUGAUUCUGAGAAAGAUGAGGUAAAAGAUUCAGAUGCUACAAAAGGAGCAGACCAAAGUGAAAUGGAUGUUUCCAGGAUUGCUGAGAAGAAGGACCAAGAUGUAAAAGAAGUUUUAGAUUCUGACAAUGAUAAAUCCUUUAAGGAAGAACCAAUGGAAAUAGAUGAUGAUGUGAAAACAGAGCCACAUAUAAAUUGUCAGGAAAGUUCUCAAGUAGAUGUGGUCAAUGUCAGUGAGGGUUUUCAUCUAAGGACUAGUUAUAAAAAGAAAAUUAAAUCAUCCAAACUAGAUGGACUUCUUGAAAGGAGAAUUAAACAGUUUACACUGGAAGAAAAGCAGCGCCUUGAAAAGAUGAAGUUGGAGGGUGGAAUUAAGGGUAUCGGAAAGACCUCUACAAGUUCUCUGAAAAGUCUUUCUGAGUCUCCAGUAAUAACUAAAGCAAAAGAAGGGUGUCAAAGUGACUUGCUUAUUAAACAAGAACAAAGCCCUAAUGCAAGUAAUGAUAAAUCUGAAGAUUUGAUUCGGGGAUGUUCACAGAGCGAUUCCUCAAUUCUUGGAAUCAGUGAUCCUGAUCAUACAACAAACAAACUUUAUCCAAAAGAUCAAAUGUUAGAUGACGUCUCCAUUCAGAGUCCAGAGACAAACUGUCAGAAACAAAAUUCUGUUGGAAAUGACAUAGAUGAGAGUCUCUCUGAACCUACCAGUAAAGGCCAGGAACCUAGUAAGAUUAAAACCAAAGGAAGUGAUUUUCUCGUUGAUGACUCCAAACUAGCCAGUACAGAUGAAAUUGGUACUUUGAUCUACAAGAACAAAAAACCACUCAUACAGGAGGAUAAUGACACCAUUGUUUCUCCUUCCCAGAGCCCUUCACUUCCAUCAGUACCUAAAAGUAUCGAUGAUAGAGAUAUCCCAUCUCUGUCAAAAGCAAUGGACUUUGAAGGAAAACUGGGAUGUGACUCUGAAUAUAAUAGCACUUUGGAAAAUAGUUCUGAUACUAUGUCUAUUCAAGACAGCAGUGAAGAAGAUAUGAUUGCUCAGAAUAGCAGUGAAAGUAUUUCUGAACAGUUCAUAACUCAAGAACAAGGUAUUGAAGGCUUGGAACCAUUGAAACGUGAGUUUGUUUCAGAUCAGUCCACUGGAAACUGUGACAAGAGACCACAGAGUAAGGUAACUGAAGCAAAUGGUAAAAAAACAAGUCAAGAACAGAAAUUAGAGGAGAGAUCAGUUAAAUGUAUUGAUCAAGUCAAUCUAAAAAGUAGCACUGACAAAAAGAAUAAUGAAAAUCGAGAGUCUGAAAAGAAAGGACAGAAAGCGAGUACCUUUCAAAUAAAUGGAAAAGAUAAUAAAUCUAAAGUAUAUUUGAAAGGGGAAUGCUUGAAAGAAAUCUCUGAGAGUAAAGUAGUAAGUGGCGAUGUUGAACCAAAGCUUAAUAAUAUAAGUAAAAUAAUUCCUGAAAAUGAUAUUAAGUCUUUGACCAUUAAAGAAUCUGCUGUAAAGCCAUUCAUGAAUGGUGAUGUCAUCAUGGAAGAUUUUAAUGAAAAAAACAACGUGGAAACAAAAUCAUGUUUACUGAGAUCUUCUGAUGCUGGAGGUGACUACCAGGAUGGCCUAGAGACCCUGCCUUCAACCAAAGAGUCUGAGAGUAUACAUACUACCACACCUCCACUGUCUUGUCCAGAAAGCAGUUCAACAAAUCAGGUAGAAGAUAUGGAAAUUGAAACCUCAGAAGUUAAGAAAGUUACUCCCUCACCUGUUACUUCUGGAGAGGAAUCUAACCUCAGUAAUGAUUUUGUUGAUGAAAAUGGGCUGCCUACCAGCAAAGAUGAAAAUGUCAACGGAGAGUCUAAGAGGAAAACCGUCAUCACAGAAGUCACCACUAUGACAUCCACGGUGGCCACGGAAUCAAAAACCGUAAUCAAAGUAGCAAAAGGUGAUAAGCAGACUGUGGUCUCUUCCACAGAAAACUGUGCCAAAUCCACUGUCACGACCACCACUACAACGGUAACAAAGCUUUCCACACCCUCCACGGGCAGCAGCGUGGACAUCAUCUCUGUGAAGGAGCAAAGCAAAACUGUGGUCACCACAACAGUGACAGACUCACUGACCACUGCAGGAGGCACUCUGGUAACAUCUAUGACCGUGAGCAAAGAAUAUUCCACAAGGGACAAAGUGAAACUCAUGAAGUUUUCAAGACCCAAGAAGACUCGUUCAGGUACUGCUCUGCCAUCCUAUAGAAAAUUUAUCACCAAGAGCAGCAAGAAGAGCAUAUUUGUGUUGCCUAAUGAUGACUUAAAAAAGUUGGCCAGAAAAGGAGGAAUCCGAGAAGUCCCUUAUUUUAAUUACAAUGCAAAACCUGCCUUGGAUAUAUGGCCGUAUCCUUCUCCUAGACCAACCUUUGGUAUCACUUGGAGGUAUAGACUUCAGACUGUAAAGUCCUUAGCUGGAGUGAGCCUUAUGUUACGGUUACUGUGGGCAAGCUUGAGAUGGGAUGACAUGGCAGCCAAGGCUCCUCCAGGAGGAGGGACCACACGGACAGAAACCUCUGAAACUGAAAUCACAACGACAGAGAUAAUUAAGAGGCGAGAUGUUGGUCCUUAUGGCAUUCGAUCUGAAUAUUGUAUCCGGAAAAUCAUUUGCCCCAUUGGAGUUCCAGAAGCACCAAAAGAAACACCUACACCUCAGAGAAAAGGCCUUCGAUCGAGUGCAUUGCGGCCAAAGAGACCAGAAACGCCCAAGCAAACUGGCCCUGUUAUUAUCGAAACUUGGGUAGCAGAGGAAGAGUUGGAAUUAUGGGAGAUCAGGGCAUUUGCUGAAAGAGUGGAGAAAGAGAAGGCACAAGCAGUUGAGCAACAGGCUAAGGUUAGUGAACAGAAGAAGGCAGAGGACUUCAAGGCCCAAAUGGAGGCUCACCUCAAACAGCAGCGCUUGGCUGCCCGGCAGAAACGAUUGGAACAGCAGAAGCCUACAGCAAUUGCAGCUUCCACCACUUCCCCAACGAACAGUACGACUAGUACCAUCUCCCCAGCGCCGAAAGUGAUGGUGGCCCCCAUAAGUGGCUCCGUUACAACCGGAACUAAAAUGGUACUAACUACCAAAGUUGGAUCUCCAGCGACAGUGACAUUCCAGCAAAACAAGAACUUCCAUCAGACCUUCGCUACGUGGGUUAAGCAAGGCCAGUCAAACUCAGCCACCGGCACAGCUGCCACAUCUGCUACAACCAUUGCCAGCACAGGUCAGACGUUCCAAAUUACAGGCAAUCCAGUCACUAUGGCAGGAAAAGUAAUUACCAAACUGCCACUUCCUGCAAACAGCAAGAUUGUCGCUGUAAAUGUGCCAGCAACACAAGGAGGCGUUGUUCAAGUACAGCAGAAAGUCCUGGGUAUCAUUCCAUCAAGUACAGGUACAAGUCAGCAGACCUUUACUUCAUUCCAGCCCAGGACAGCAACAGUCACAAUUAGGCCCAAUACCUCAGGCUCUGGAGCAACCACAAGCACUUCACAAGUAAUCACAGGGCCUCAGAUCCGCCCUGGUAUGACGGUGAUUAGAACACCACUCCAACAGUCAACACUAGGAAAGGCAAUUAUUCGAACACCCGUGAUGGUACAGCCAGGUGCCCCUCAGCAAGUGGUGACCCAGAUCAUUAGAGGGCAACCCGUUUCCACCGCGAUCUCUACCCCUAAUGCAGUUUCCUCAGCACCAGGACAGAAAGCAUUAACUUCGGGAACAUCCAGUGCAAAUCUGCAGCCUUCACCCUCCCCGGCCCCUCGUCCCCAACAGGGACAGGUGAAGCUCACCAUGGCUCAACUCACUCAGUUAACACAGGGCCACGGCGGCAAUCAAGGUUUGACAGUAGUAAUUCAAGGACAAGGUCAAACGACUGGACAGUUGCAGUUGAUACCUCAAGGGGUGACUAUACUCCCGGGCCCAGGACAGCAGCUGAUGCAAGCUGCCAUGCCAAACGGUACUGUCCAGCGGUUCCUCUUCACACCUUUGGCCACAACAGCCACAGCGGCCAGCAGCACCACCACCACCGUUUCCACUACGGCAGCAGGUACAGGUGAACAAAGACAGAGUAAAUUAUCACCCCCGACACAGGUGCCACAAGCCAAAACCUUGCCACCAGCUCAGUCAUCAAGUGUGAGUCCUCCAGAAGCCCAGCCACAGACUGCUCAGCCUUCAGCUCAGCCCCAGCCCCAAACCCAGCCCCCGUCCCCAGCUCAGCCUGAAGUGCAGACUCAGCCUGAAGCUCAGACCCCAACAACUGUUGCAUCCCAUGUCCCUUCUGAAGCACAACCCGCCCAAGCACAGUCAUCCAAACCCCAAGUCGCAGUACAGUGUCAGCCUCAAAGUAAUGUCCAAGGACAGUCUCCUGCUCGCGUCCAAAGUCCACCACAGACUCGAAUACGUCCAUCGACUCCAUCCCAAGUGUCUCCCGGACAGCAAUCCCAGGUUCAGACUACAACCUCACAACCGAUUCCAAUUCAACCACAUACAUCUCUUCAGACACCUUCCCAGGGCCAGCCACAAUCACAACCCCAGGUACAGUCUCCAACUCAAACUCUUUCAUCAGGACAGACGUUAAACCAAGUUACUGUUUCAUCCCCAUCCCGUCCUCAGCUACAGAUACAGCAGCCGCAGCCCCAAGUCAUUGCUGUGCCCCAGCUGCAACAACAAGUCCAGGUUCUCUCUCAGAUCCAGUCGCAGGUUGUGGCUCAGAUACAGGCUCAGCAAGGUGGUGUGCCCCAGCAAAUCAAACUCCAGUUACCUAUUCAAAUUCAGCAAAGCAGUCCUGUGCAGACUCACCACAUUCAGAAUGUGGUUACAGUGCAGGCAGCCAGUGUGCAAGAGCAGUUGCAAAGGGUUCAGCAACUCAGGGAUCAGCAGCAAAAGAAGAAGCAGCAACAGAUAGAAAUUAAGCGGGAACACACUCUCCAAGCUUCUAAUCAAAGUGAAAUCAUUCAGAAACAGGUGGUGAUGAAGCAUAAUGCUGUAAUAGAACAUUUAAAGCAGAAAAAGACCAUGACUCCAGCUGAAAGAGAAGAGAAUCAAAGAAUGAUUGUCUGUAACCAGGUGAUGAAGUAUAUUUUGGAUAAGAUAGAUAAAGAAGAAAAACAGGCAGCAAAAAAACGGAAGCGCGAAGAGAGUGUGGAACAGAAACGUAGCAAGCAGAAUGCCACCAAGCUCUCCGCGCUGCUCUUCAAACACAAAGAACAACUCAAAGCGGAAAUACUAAAAAAGAGAGCGCUCCUGGACAAAGACCUACAAAUUCAAGUGCAGGAAGAGCUCAAGAGAGACCUGAGGAUUAAGAAAGAAAAAGACAUGGUGCAGGCCACAGCCGUAGCGGCUCCCUCCCCCGCAGCGCCGCCUGCGCCUCCGGCCCCUCCGCCUUCACCCCCGCCUCCGCCUCCCCCACAGCACACGGGCCCCCUGGCCACGGCCACGGCCACGCUGCCUGCCGCUUCCCAGAAGAGGAAGCGAGAAGAGGAAAGAGACUCGAGCUCCAAGUCCAAGAAGAAGAAAAUGAUCUCUACUACCUCAAAGGAAACUAAGAAGGACACAAAGCUUUACUGUAUCUGUAAAACGCCUUACGAUGAAUCUAAGUUCUAUAUUGGCUGUGAUCUUUGUACUAACUGGUAUCAUGGAGAAUGUGUUGGCAUCACAGAAAAGGAGGCUAAGAAAAUGGAUGUGUACAUCUGUAAUGAUUGUAAACGGGCACAAGAGGGCAGCAGUGAGGAAUUGUACUGUAUCUGCAGAACACCUUAUGAUGAGUCACAAUUUUAUAUUGGCUGUGAUCGGUGUCAGAACUGGUACCAUGGGCGCUGCGUGGGCAUCUUGCAGAGUGAGGCAGAGCUCAUUGACGAGUAUGUCUGUCCACAGUGCCAGUCAACCGAGGAUGCCAUGACAGUGCUCACGCCGCUAACGGAGAAAGAUUACGAGGGUUUGAAAAGGGUGCUGCGUUCUUUACAGGCCCAUAAGAUGGCCUGGCCUUUCCUUGAGCCAGUGGAUCCUAAUGAUGCACCAGAUUAUUACGGUGUUAUUAAGGAACCUAUGGACCUCGCCACCAUGGAAGAAAGAGUACAAAGACGGUAUUAUGAAAAGCUGACGGAAUUUGUGGCAGACAUGACCAAAAUUUUUGAUAACUGUCGUUACUACAAUCCUAGUGACUCGCCUUUUUACCAAUGUGCAGAAGUUCUUGAAUCAUUCUUUGUACAGAAAUUGAAAGGAUUCAAGGCUAGCAGAUUCUGAUAUCUUUAGUCUGAAUUUUUAACUGGAUCAGAACUGGAUGUUGGGGUCACUCUUUCUUUUAUUGUUCCACGUGAUUACCUAAUUCAAAAUUGCCCCCCCACAAAGUUCAUACUAGUUAAUUUAAUGUUUUAAUGUUAAAAAUAUAUGUACAGUAGUAAAUGGUUUAUUCUAGCGGCCAUGUUGAACAAUGUACUUAAGAAUUGUAAACUCCUGGAAUGCUGUAUUUAUCCACACUGCUGCAGUAGACCGCACUCUGACUUAGUCCUGGCGGCUGUGCAGGAGUGUGGUUUUUACUAACGAAAGUUGUGAAUAAAACUGUGAAACUAGAGAGGAGACUUUCUGGACUUCAAUAGAAAAAUGUGAUUUUAAUACUGCUAUUUCUUUUUUUUUAAUAUAAUUUUUUCUUCAUAUUCCCCGAAUCAAUGUAAAUAAGCAUGUACGUACACACACACACACACACACACACACACAGACACACACACGCACACACACACACGCGCACACACACACCUUUACCACAAUGGUAAUGCCUCUGUAAAUGUUUCUAUCUGUCCCAUUGGCUAAAAAUGUAUAAUCUUUAUUAGAUGAAUAUAUAUAUAUAUAUAUAUAUAUAUAUUUUAAUAAUGGCUUUUUCCAGUGAACUAUCAUGUUUCAGUGUACAGUGAAAAUUUCUAUUGUAGGUUAACAGUUUCUUACUUGUUCUCAUAUAUUUGCUUGCCAAGGGUAAAUGAAAGAACAUGGCUGCUUCUUCCCCCAGACAGACUGACCUUGGCAUCCACAUAAAGCAUCAUUGUUUUCAAAAAUGAAGGGUGCUUAAUUGUUCCCUUUUUUCUGUAUUCUGUAGGUCUCAUAACAACAAACUGCAGUCUACAGCUUCUUAAAGUUCAGCGUGUUAACCUAACAUAAAACACAGCAAGAAUCUGGUUGUCUGAACUAUUUUAAAUUAAGGAGCCAGAUGUUUUUAGUCAGGUUAUCCUGACAAGACUUGACCUAAACUUCGUUUUUAUUGGUCAUAACAGUCCAAUUAUAUUCUUGGCCAAUUUUGUCCAACGGACAAGGGAAAAGCAAAGUCAACGACACCAUUAUCUUGUCAAGAUCAAAUGGUUUUACUAUUGUGGCAGAAGCGGGAAAACUUUGUUUAUUGAGAAAAAAAAAAGAAAAAAGAAAGCAAGAAAAAAAGAUAAUAUGGGGUCAAGUGUAACUCCAUGGAAAUGCCACGUCUGCUCUUCAGUGAAGAAGCUGGUUUAGUCUCACAGAAAACUUUUGACUGUAUUUAUUUAUUGUUGCAAAAAAGACGCUUUUUUAUUGCUGCCCUCAUUUGUCAGCUAAUUAUUUUUUCUUAUAAAAUCCAGCCCCAGUUUCAUGUAAUCCGUUCUGUAUCUUAUCAUGAUUCCUGUAGGUAAAAGUACAAGACGACCUCUAGAUGUCUUUUCUUUCUAUGAAAGGAGCUGCUAUGUACACAUGUGCACACAGACACAGACACACAGACACACACACACACACACACACAACUGGGAAUCAACAAUGAGUUUAUUGUUCAUGGUAGAUAAAAAUUAAGCUUGCAUAAAGGUUGGGCUAAGUGGUCCUGGACUACAGACUCUGUUGCCUUGAAUAUAACAGUACAAUUUGUCAUUUACUCUGCACCAGGCUAAACUGAGUAAAAUCUAUUUGAAGGUAUCUUGUUUGUAAACAUUUGUCAGAUUCUAAUUUUUUUUCUUUUUGUAUUAAAAUUCAACUAUGGAUGUAUAUGAAACAAAAUAAAUGGAGAUCAUUUUUCUCCCACA